Messenger RNA from Myzus persicae (green peach aphid), 1806 nucleotides. RefSeq lists its product as uncharacterized. NCBI's taxonomy places the organism in Eukaryota, Metazoa, Arthropoda, Insecta, Hemiptera, Aphididae. The record is from RefSeq and is a predicted model, not a curated record. Bases 293 to 1675 code for a protein of 460 amino acids. The transcript is spliced from 2 exons.
UGAUCAGUUUACCGACAAAAUAAGUCAAGAAAUAUAAUUUUAUCAUAACACUUAUUACGAUAAACCUAUGGUUUAUUUUGUGAUAUAAUAGUCUAUAUUAUGGUACCUAUAUAAUAUCUUAUAUGGUUUUAUAGAUAUACAUAAUAUUAUCUUAUCUGUCAUCUGAUAUCAUACUGCAAUAGUUUGUUCGAUUUGUUAAAAAUAUUACGGUAUUGAGUACUGAGUAGUGACUAGUGACCACCGAUCAGUGGAUAGUGUUUGAUGUGUUUUAACUAAUAUAAGCUACAGUAUAAUGUCUGCACAAUUAAUUACCAGUAAACGCGAAAAUCCACAAAUUGUAAUUGAUAAUUUUAAAUUUAGUAAAGCAUAUGAAGGAAAAAAUAAAGUGCGUUGGAGAUGUAUUAACAAAGUAUGUGAUGCAAAAGUAUAUACAAAAAAAAAUUCCGACAAUGAAGUAUUCUACACGGAAAAUGAACACCAUCACGAAGCUGUAAAUGAAAAUACCAUAAAUCGGCAAAUUGUUAAUACCUCGUGCAAAAGGAAAGCGCUAGAAGACGUAAGUACAAGACCAAAAAAAAUCAUUUUACAAGAAUUAAUACAUAAUGAGUGUGCCAAAGAAAUAACAGUAAACGACAUUAAUAGAAUAAGAAAAAAUAUGUACGAAAAGAGACGCAAAACCCUCCCAGCAAAUUCAAAAUCCAUUUCUGAGGUACACCAAGCUUUAAAUGUAUUAAAUAUUGAAACAAAACAAAAAGAAAAUUUCUUACUAUUAAAUAAUGAAAAAGAAAAUAUAAUUAUUUUUUCGUGUUACACAAAUUUACAAUUUUUGACUUCGGUAGAUACUGUUUAUAUGGAUGGGACAUUUGAUUAUUGUACUCGCUUUUUUAUGCAAAUGUUUACUAUCCAUGGAUUUCAAAACGGUCACUAUGUUCCACUCAUAUUUUGCUUAUUACCAAAUAAACUAACAUCUUCCUAUGUUUUUGCACUUCGUUCUAUUUGUCAAAAAUGCAAAGAUAUGAAUUUGAUUUUUUCACCUGCAAAUGUGACUAUUGAUUACGAAAAAGCUAUUAUAAAUGCAGUUACUGAAGUUUGGCCAGAAAGUAAUAUAAUUGGUUGUAGAUUUCAUUUGACUAAUUCUUGGUGGAAGAAAAUACAAUCUCUUGGUUUAUCAAUUGAAUAUAAAGAAAAAAAUUCGGAAAUCGGCAAAUGGUUACGACACACAUUUGGUCUUUUGUUUCUUGAUGCGCAGGAAGUAUCAGAUUGUUUUUCAUAUGAUUUUAUGAGUGAUCGUCCUGUUAAUGAACUAUUAACAAAAUACUCCGACUACUUAGUAGAUAAUUACAUAGGAGACGAUUGUUCUUACCCUCCAUCACUGUGGGCUUCAUUAUCGGCAAGUUUAACUAGGACGACGAACGCGUGUGAAUCAUUUCACGCUGUAUUCAAAGAUCAUUUUUAUAAACGAACACCACAUAUAAUACCAUGGAUCACUGUACUUAUAGAAAAUAUUCAAACUAAUGUCUAUGUUACUUUAAAGAGUAUUAAUGAAUGUAAAACACCAAGAAAAAAUAUGAACGAUAAACGUAAACGAAAUGAAGAAUUAAUUUCAAAAUACCAACGAGAUGAAAUCAGUAGAUAUGAAUUUGUAAAACUGAUAUCAAAUCAUUAUGCUAAAUAAGUUUUUUACAAUGUGAUUUCAAAUUUCAAUUUCAAGUUUCAACCAAUCAUCGAGCGCUAACAUAUUGACAUAUUGUCAUCAAAACAAUGCAAAUAUAAAUAUAAUUUUUUUUAAUACUUAUAUCUAUUGUA